AUGUCGUCUGUUAGCGCCUGUCUCAACGACGACUCGCUGGGGCCUGCCGUGCGUGGCUGUAGAGGCAACUUUGACUUCACUGUCGCCUUUGAAGAUGUUGUCUUUGUCAUUGCACCAGCCACUGCCUUCAUUUGCCUUGGGCUGUUACGUACCCUGGCACUUUGUCGUCGCCGUCGCCCAAUUGUCGGCGCUUCGGCGGUUCAGUGGACGAAGCUGUCUCUUGCAAUAGGCUUGGCCCUCUUGCAACUUGCCCUUAUCAUUCUUGGGCGAAACUCGUCCCGUUUCGCUUCAGGACGUUCUUUGGCUGCUGCCUCCCUUGCUUUCAUUGCAGCCCUACUUCUUAUCCCACUGUCAUGGAUUGAGCAUUCAAGAGCGCCACGACCUUCAACAGCCAUCGCUGCCUACCUCUCCGUCACGUUAUUAUUUGAUGUUGCUCGGACACGGACAGCAUGGCUUCUAACUCCAUCGGGGCUGGACCAGGAAUAUGCUUCUGUAUUGACGACAGCUACUGCCCUCAAAGCUCUCAUAGUUUAUCUGGAGUCUCGAACGAAAGAGAAAUGGCUUGGCUGGGACAUGAAACAGCACAGCCCUGAGGAGACGAGUGGUAUUUGGAAUCUUGGAGUCUUCUUCUGGCUGAACACGCUGUUCAUGAAAGGCUAUCGUGUCAUCCUGACGCUGGAGAGUCUAUAUCCCCUCGACAAAGCACUUGAAGCUGAAACACACCAACAUCUCGUUGAGAAAGUUCGGAAUAAUCCAUACAAGACUCAAAAGUAUGGUCUAGCACGUUUACUGCUGCAGAUCCUAGCCCUUCAGUUAUUACCACCAAUCAUUCCCCGCGCGGCGCUCCUUGCUGCCAGUAUGUGCCAACCUUUUCUCAUCCAUGCCCUCUUGCACUACCUACAGAGCGAAGAACAAGACCAGAGCCAUGGAUAUGGACUCAUUGGCGCGACGGCUCUGACGUACGGGGCCAUCGCGUUCUCAACAGCAUUAUACUGGUACUUCCAGGAGCGUUUCGUCAUCAAGGUUCGAGGCAUUCUUGUGCUCGCCGUGUAUGAGAAGACAACAGAUUUGAGGAUGCCUACGGAUGGCGAUUCGGGCGCCCUCACAUUGAUGAGCACCGACGUGGAGCGCAUCACAAGAGGAAUCCUCGACCUCCAUGAAUACUGGGCCAACACGAUUCAAAUUGGUCUGUCUUGCUGGCUACUUCAGCGAGAGCUCGGCGCUGCGUUCGCUGCCUCCCUUGGCGUAGUCGCAGUCUCAACCCUGACAGCGUUUGGCAUAGGUAAACUUCUUGGACCGCGCCAAAAAGAAUGGAUGGAAGCAAUCGAAACGAGAGUUGGUGUCACAGCAUCGGCUAUUUCGCAGAUGAAGCUGGUUAAGAUGUCAGGCAUGACAAAGCCAAUCCAGUCUUACGUGCAGAGACUGCGAAUGAGAGAGAUUAAGAUCGGCGGGCGUUGGCGUAUGCUUCUUGCUGCAGCGGCCACUGUCUCUCAGGUUCCCAUGACCUUGUCUCCCGUUAUCACAUUUGCGGUGGCAACCAAGGCGCUCAACACUACCUCUAUAUUCGUCUCAAUCUCAUACCUUACCCUCCUCGCGUCGCCCCUGAUGAUACUGUUUCAGAAGAUUCCACAGUUUCUCGGGGCGCUAACCUGCCUUCAACGGAUCCAGAAGUAUCUGGAACGUGAGCCAAGGGUUGAGUAUCGCAAUGUGGAUAAUGAUAUUAUGUCAGCCGCGUCUUUGACUCCGUCCUUUACUUCCAUUGCCAGCACCAAUGGCAUUGGAAUUGAGAUGCAGACUCUAGAGGAGAAAGGCACUCCUCACGUCGUGAUCAAGAACGGGAGCUUUGGGUGGCACGAGAACGUUGCUGUUCUCAGACACGUCAACAUAACCAUUCCAACAUCACAUCUCACAGCUAUUGUUGGUCCUGUUGCAAGCGGGAAAUCCACCCUAUGCAAAGCUAUUCUUGGCGAAGUCCCCUUUGCGACAGGUUCUGUGGUUGUUCACCGAUCCAGAGUCAUUGGUUACUGCGAUCAACAGCCGUUCUUAACGAACACCACGAUCCGCAACAACAUCCUUGGUAAUAGUCCAUUUGACGACAAGCGAUACACUUCCGUCAUAAAAGCUACCAUGCUCGAUCGAGACCUCGCAAAUCUCCCCCAGGGCGAUAGCACAAUGAUUGGAAGUAGCGGCAUUGCCUUGAGCGGCGGACAACGACAACGAGUGGCAAUUGCUAGGGCGCUAUACCUUGCAGACGCUGAACUCCUGAUUUUUGAUGACGUCCUCAGCGGCUUAGAUGCAAGGACAUCGGAUCAUUUGUUCCGGCAUGUCUUUGGGCGAGAUGGCGUGCUUCGUCGUCAUGGGGCCACUGUUGUUCUGUGUACACACAACCCUCAGCACUUCCAAGCCGCGGACUAUGCCAUUAGAAUCAGCAGUGAUGGAGAUGUGACUGCAGAGAAACCCUCUGGCGACGGUACACUUUCAAAUACUGAUCUAGGCUUCGCCUCAGAGCCAGCUCCGACUGAGGGACUUGCAAGUACAACAGACCCGACAUCCUCCCAAGCAUCACCAACUGUAGCCAUGACUACAGAAGAAGCAGAGGCACGAAAGUUGGGUGACAGGAGUGUUUUUUCCUAUUACAUACGCACCAUCGGCCUAAUUCCCAUUGCCGCCUUCGUUUUCGCUUGUGUAUGCAACGGCUUCCUCAACAACUUUCCACGCAUAUGGCUCACUUUCUGGGCUGACGAUGCGGCCCGACCACAAAGAGGAUUGUCGCAACUACACUCUCAGGCCUACUAUAUCGGAAUCUACGGAAUGCUCCAAGUACUAGCUUUAUUGUCUUUUAUGGCUGCUGUCGUGCUAGUUUUAGGACCUUUUAUCCGUCUCAGUGGGUCUGUACUGCACCAGAGGGCGCUGGAGACUGUUAUCAACGCACCGUUGCAACUGUUGACAACAUCGGAUACUGGGACCAUCACCAACUACUUUUCUCAAGAUAUAACUAUCAUUGACAAUGAGCUUCCUAUGGCUGUAGCCAACGUAGUGCUGGAUAUCUUUGGUGUUGUUGGAAUGGGGGUCCUUAUCGCGUCAUCAUCGCCGUGGCUAGGACUUACUUACCCGGCUAUGAUACUCAUCCUAUGGUUGAUACAACGGUUUUACCUCCGUACAUCUCGACAGCUUCGAUUGUUGGACCUCGAGGCCAAGAGUCCGUUAUACACACAUUUUCUCGAUACGUCUAGAGGCAUCGCCACCAUUCGUGCGUUGGGCUGGACCGGAAAAAACAUCAAGCACAAUCAUCAACUGCUGGACCAGUCCCAGAGGCCGAUGUAUCUACUGUCAAUGGUACAGCGCUGGCUGUAUUUGACCUUGAACGUAGUCGUUGCUGUUACGGCAACGGCUCUUUCAUUGAGCGACAUUGUGCGGUUCUACGCUGCAUUGGAGACUUCUAUUGGAGCUGUAGCUCGUCUCAGGAAUUUUACCACCCAGACUGGGACGGAAAGUGUUUUGCAUGGUGACGUAAAACUUGAUCGGCAGUGGCCAUCGAAAGGCGUCAUUGAAGUACAAGGAGUUUGGGCGGCGUACAAUGGAGGAGAUGCUGAGGAAUACGCGCUGCAAGGAAUUCAUGUCUUCAUUCGGGCUGGCGAAAGGAUAGCCUUGUGCGGUCGUACAGGAAGCGGAAAGUCUUCUUUCAUUCUCCUCCUACUCGCCCUAUUGGAGCCUGUGCAAAAGGAUAAUGUCGAGUAUAUGCUGUCCAUUGACGGUGUCCCUCUCUCAUCUAUAAGUCCUCAGAAUCUCCGAGAAAGAAUAAUAACAGUGCCUCAAGACCCAGUAUUCUUACCAAUAGGCAGCACGGUUAAAGAGAAUCUAGAUCCGCUGGGGGUAGCAACGACAGAGCAGUGUCGUGAAGUUCUGCAAGCAACGGGCCUCUGGGAUAUGGUAGAAUCACAGGGCGGGCUGUGCAGUAUUCUGUCAGAAUCUUCACUGAGUCAAGGCCAAAGGCAGGUCUUCAACAUUGCUCGAGCAGUGAUUAAGCGAAAAACGAGUGGCAGCUCUGUACUCCUCUUGGAUGAGUUCACCAGCUCAGUCGAUGCUGACACCGAGCGAGACAUGCUGGCGAUAAUCGAGAGGGAGUUUGCUGGUUGCACGAUAGUUAUGGUCGCCCACCGACUGCACAUUGUGUCUGAAUUUUGCGACAGGGUGCUUGUUUUGGAUCGCGGAAGGAUUGUAGAGGAUGGUGACCCUCGGACGCUGGCAAGGGUUGAUGAAUCGUGGUUUGCAAGUCUGUUGGCAGCUGGGGGAUGA
This is a messenger RNA of Fusarium fujikuroi IMI 58289, 4296 nucleotides long. Its product is annotated as related to multidrug resistance protein. The transcript is spliced from 5 exons. Gene Ontology annotation, biological process: transmembrane transport. Lineage: Eukaryota; Fungi; Ascomycota; Sordariomycetes; Hypocreales; Nectriaceae. Gene Ontology annotation, molecular function: ABC-type transporter activity; ATP hydrolysis activity; ATP binding. The record is from RefSeq and is a predicted model, not a curated record. Gene Ontology annotation, cellular component: membrane. The coding region runs from base 1 to 4296 and encodes 1431 amino acids.